AUUUACUUAUUUUACAAUACAUAUUUAUAAUUUUACAUUUUAUUAUUUGUAUAUAUAUUUUUAAUUAUUGAAUUUUUUUUUUACAACUUUUUAUUUUUAUAUUUUUACAUUUGUAUGAAAGCAGUCAUAUACAUUUUUAUUUUGAGACAUUUUUUCUUUUCCCGAUUCUACGCUACCCCUCAAGAAUUAUUGGCCAGUAUUGUAGGAGUUAAAUUUCACAAAUUAUAUGUUUGAAAACACAUGGAUCACAACCUAACCUUUGAGUAAUUUUAAAAAUAGUAAACAAACAAUAAGAUGGCUGGAGUUUUAUUUGAAGAUAUUUUCAACGUUAAGGACAUAGAUCCUGAGGGAAAAAAAUUCGAUCGUGUAAGUCGAUUGCACUGUGAGUCCGAGUCAUUUAAAAUGGAUCUUAUACUGGACAUCAACAGCUGGCUCUACCCCAUGGAACUUGGUGAUAAAUUUCGUCUGGUUCUCGCAACAACACUCCGAGAAGACGGUUAUCCUGAUGGAGGAGAUUGGGCAGCAAUUGAGCAGUUACCAGGUGGAUCUCGAGCAGAUAGUUUCGAAUACGUCAUGUCUGGAAAAGUUUAUCGCAUGGAAGGUGAUGAAGCCACCAACGAACCAGGAAGUCGACUUUCUGCUUACGUUUCUUUCGGUGGACUCCUGAUGAGGCUCCAAGGCGAUGCAAACAAUCUCCAUGGAUUUGAAAUUGAUCAACAUAUGUAUUUACUAAUGAAACGACUUGCCUUUUAAUUUAUUCAUUUAACUAUAAAUCUUUGAGACAUUUAUUUGAUAACUACUAACUUAGGAUGUUGUCAUUCAAAGAUUCAAUGAGAAACUGAUAACUUUUUCUUAAAGUAAAUUUACUUAGCAUUUAAAUAAAUUAAUUGAUGUAUUUGUAUUGAUAUAUUUUAUAAAUAAACAACUGUUAAUUAUAA
This is a messenger RNA of Microplitis demolitor, 938 nucleotides long. RefSeq names its product DNA-directed RNA polymerases I, II, and III subunit RPABC3-like. The record is from RefSeq and is a predicted model, not a curated record. Bases 295 to 753 code for a protein of 152 amino acids. Gene Ontology annotation, molecular function: DNA-directed RNA polymerase activity. Gene Ontology annotation, biological process: DNA-templated transcription. Gene Ontology annotation, cellular component: RNA polymerase I complex; RNA polymerase II, core complex; RNA polymerase III complex. NCBI's taxonomy places the organism in Eukaryota, Metazoa, Arthropoda, Insecta, Hymenoptera, Braconidae. The transcript is spliced from 2 exons.